AUGCAACUUGUGGAGGAAAUGAAGCCAGGAAACCAGACCAUCAUUACCCACUUCAUACUUUUGGGGUUUGCCUUCCACGGCAAGAUUCGGCUCCUAUUUUUCAUAGCAAUUUCCUUCAUGUUUCUGGCCAUCAUGACAGGGAACUCUCUUACUGUUGUGGUAACAACCAUUGACCCUGCCCUACACACACCCAUGUAUUACUUCCUAAAGAAUCUCGCCUUGAUGGAGAUCUGCUACAGCUUGAGCGUUGUCCCCAAGAUGCUUGUGACUCUGCUGGUGGAGAGAAAAAUUACUUCCUUCACAGCUUGUGCCCUGCAGCUCAACUGUGUUGUACUUUUUGUCACCUGUGAAUGUUUCCUGUUAGGCACAAUGGCGUAUGACCGGCAAGUGGCAAUAUGCCAUCCAUUGCACUACAGCACAAUGAUGAACAGGAACCUCUGUGUCAAGAUGGCUAUUGGGUCUUGGCUGUCUGGUGUCCCGGUGGCCGUGGGCUUCACCACAUGGUUAUUUACCUUGCCUUUUUGUGGGGGAAACAAGGUUGAUCAUUUCUUCCGUGAUGUUUCUCCUGUUUUGAAGCUGGUGUGUGCAGAUACAGCCUUGUUUGAACUACUGAUUUUUGUUGCUACUGUCAUAAUAAUGAUGAUCCCUUUUUCACUGAUAGCUAUCUCUUACCUUUGCAUUAUCCAUGCUGUGCUUCAUAUACCCUCAGGUGUGGGCCGGAAGAGGGCCUUUUCCACCUGUGCAGCCCACCUCCUGGUAGUUACUCUUUUCUACAGCACAGCCGGCAUCAUUCACCUGCAACCCAAAUCCAGUCUCUCAUCCAAUAUGAAGAAAAUGGUUUCCCUCUCUUACACAGUUGUCACCCCUGUGCUGAACACCAUCAUCUACAGCCUGAGAAAUCAGGAAGUCAAGCAAAGCCUGAGGAGAUGCUUUGACAGAACAUUACUUAUGAAGCAGCUUGCCAUUUUUCUUCUAUCUGGGUGA
Molecule: messenger RNA, 984 nt
Organism: Dromaius novaehollandiae (emu)
Lineage: Eukaryota; Metazoa; Chordata; Aves; Casuariiformes; Dromaiidae
Product: olfactory receptor 10A7
Exons: 1
Coding region: 1-984 (327 amino acids)
Biological process (GO): G protein-coupled receptor signaling pathway
Cellular component (GO): membrane
Molecular function (GO): G protein-coupled receptor activity; olfactory receptor activity
Source: RefSeq, a predicted model, not a curated record